UAUAAAUCCCUCAUAAUUUUAAGUCUGUGCCACCCCGACGCCCCGUCACUCGUCAAACCCAAUUUAGAUCGGUAACGGACUCACCCAAGUGAGACGCCCGGUUUACGUUGGUUAGGCGCGAAACCCGUAACUAGGGUACUGACUCGCCCCGGGUUAGUCUUAACUAAGUCUUGGUCAUAAGGAUGAGAGACUUAGGGCACUGCGGUAGGAUCAAUAAAUAAAAUCAGAUCAUCCAACCAGAGUUGUAAAUUGUUACAAUUGGAAUUUAUUCCUACCAGAAAUAAUUUAACUGUAGGGCAAGAUGCAAAGCACAACUAUAAAAGAAUGUUUUCUAUGCUAAUGCCAACAUGACCAAUGGGUUAUAUGUCCUUGACUUGGACAUGCCUGUCUAUAACAUAUCAGCCAAGAGGAACAAACCGAACGGUUUGAACCAAACAUACCUAUGGCAUUGUAGGUUAGGCCAUAUAAACGAGAAACGCAUAUCCAAGCUACAUCGGUCGGGAAUGCUGGAGUCAUUUGAUCUUGAAUCAUAUGACACAUGCGAAUCUUGUUUAUUGGAAUCAUUCUGGGGGUAUGCGCUGAGCACUGCAAUAUAUACUCUUAACCGAGUUCCAACCAAGGCGGUUGAAGGAACACCAUACCAGCUAUGGACGGGCAAAUGCCCGGUUCUGUCACACUUAAAGAUUUGGGGCUGUGAGGCUUAUGUCAAACGUCUUUUGACGAAUGGCAAGCUUGACGCCAAGUCUGAUAAGUGUUUCUUCGUGGGAUACCCAAAGGAAACUCGAGGGUAUUCAUUCUAUCACCCUAUCGAUAAGAAGGUAUUCGUUGCUCGCAAUGGUCUCUUCCUCGAGAAGGAAUUUCUCUCCAUCGCAACUAGCGGGAGAAAGAUAGAGCUCGAAGAAAUUCGAGACGACGAAGAAACUACCGCGCCGGUUCUGGAACAUGAGCUAGAGGAACAAACUGUUGUACCUCAAAAUGAUCAAGAUACACAAGAACCCCGUAGGUCUAACCGGUUACGCACACAACCUGAAAGGUAUGGAUUCCUCCUAACCUUUGAGGGUGACGUAAUGCUUAUCGACCAGGAUGAGCCGGAGACCUACCUCGAGGCAAUCAGUUGUCCCGAGGCUGAGGAAUGGCGUCAAGCCAUGCAGUCCGAAAUGGAUUCCAUGUACACCAAC
Molecule: messenger RNA, 1178 nt
Organism: Cuscuta campestris
Lineage: Eukaryota; Viridiplantae; Streptophyta; Magnoliopsida; Solanales; Convolvulaceae
Source: the annotation of a GenBank genome assembly